GCCUGUUUGGUAAUUGGUACUCGGCUCCACUCGGCGAGAUUCGGGAGCGCGCUUCCAAACGCCGCCGCGAUUCGGCAUCCUGCUCGCGUGAGAAGCGCUCAUCCGGCAUUCCGGCUCCAACCGUCCAUUCUCCGCCCCGCUUCGCCUUUUUUCCCGUCGCUUCCUUCUCCGCUGCUCCCGCCGCCCUUCUCCGGCAGGAUUCGACGGCGGCGGCGGUCUCUGCGAGCCUCCUCUUACUUCACGGCUGCCUGGAGGGCUUCCCGAGCCGCGGCGAUCUCUCACAGCUCGCCUUCCUCGUCAUCCUGCACCGCUGCGGCCUCCCGCGCCGUCGAGAGUGAGCGAGUUCGGGAGCGCUACCGCUACCAAACAUGGAGCUUAGCUGGAGCGGGAGCCCGUGUGAGCUGGUUGGGAGUCCUACCAAACAGGCAUUCUAACCCUAAUCGAGUGGUGCCUUCCCUAGCCGUCGGCUAUGGACAAGUUCCUCGUGCCGGCGCCGCCUCAUUGUGGCGAGGAGCCCGCGCCGCCUCCUAGGAGACACCGGUGGAGGCGCAUCAUCGCGGAGCUGGACGGCCGCAUAGACUCCAGGUUCCAGCACAGAGAUUCGCGCCUCCUUCUUGAUUCCUUCACCGAGGUUGGGGCCUUCGAUCACAAGUAUUACAUUCAUGGCGAGGAAAGGUGUCGGACAUACGUGGAUCGAAUAAUUAGUGCUUCAACUAUAAAUUUUCAUCCAGUAAGGGAGGGUGUUUCAGCAAUAGAAUUCGAUAGAAAGGGAAUAUACAUUGCAUCAGUGACACUCUCAGGGUGUCUGACGGUGCAUGACUUUGAGACUUUGUACUGCUCUAAAUAUGGCCCACCAUGCAGUAUGCCAGAUGAAUCAUCAAAUUAUGUGCUCCAUAUAUCUAACCGAAUUCCCCUAAAUGCUGUCCGAUGGAAUCCAGGAAACCAAGACGAGAUUGCUUGCACAUCAAAUCAAAGUGAUAACGUUUUCCUCUUUGAUAUUGGCUAUGUCUCAUCUACACCAACUGAAGUUUUGCAUAAAGGAAAAUCGAAAUUCCCCUCGCUCUACUCUGAAUCCUGCAAGAGUUUGACUGAUAUAACUUUUACUUCAGAUGAUAAGUCACGGAUAUUUGCAUCUGGCCUUGAUGGGGCAGUGUACAUGUGGGACAGGCGAUCAAGUAAGACACACUGUCUUGAGCUUGUGGCAUCUCCAGAAGCUCAGUUCAACACUGUCAAGUUAACUGUGGAUAAUCGGACUGUGUUUGGUGCAACUAAAAAUGGCACAAUUCAUGUUUGGGAUCUCCGUGGAGGGAGGGCAUCAGCUGCUUUUCAAAGCCACAACGAGGUUCAGCAAUUGAUGUCAGUGAAAUUAUCAACGUUAUUGGGCAAAAUUGCAUCGCUAAAGGAACAAUCAAACAUUGUUUCAAGUCCGAUUCUGUCGAUAGACUUCAACCCUAGUUGUUCAUAUCAAUUGGCCUUCCAUCUUGAUGAUGGCUGGUCUGGAGUCCUGAAUGUUAACAAUCUCAAUGUGACUCAUCUUCACUGCCCUCCUCCUGCUUGGUUGGAGGGCACAGACUUGGUGCUGCAAAAGCAAUUAAGAAAGCCAACCUGGCUGCUGACAUCUUCAAUCUAUGCAGUUGGAUCUUCCUCAUAUGAUGGAAUCUAUCUACUAGACUUUCAUCCAGAUACCAGCUCUGCAUGCCAUGUGGACUACAAAGAGGAAACAAGAGUCUCCGGGGAAAAUCAACCUGCAGGAAACAAGUUUGUUCCUUUAUCCCAAAGGGUGCUUUCCUGUGCAGCCCAUCCACUCAGUCACACCAUAAUUGCUGGUACACAGUUCUCAUCGUUGCUCAUGUUAUCACAAAAGUACAAGAGUAUCAGAAAUCCAGAGCCUUGAUGACAUGCCGUUUCCUCCACGCAGCAUCUUCAAUCGUGCAUCUGCAGAAUCACAAUGGUGUUUGUUCAUCUCCAUCGUGCAUUAAAGAAUUAUGUGCAGCAUGUAAACCUUGCUUUGCUGGUGCAUUGGACACUCACUAGGUUCGAAGUGCUGCCAGCAAUAACCGUCUUUCAAGAACUGAUGAAUACGCAGCCAUUCACAAAAAUGCACCCAUAGAGAAGAAAUCUCUUGCUAUAUAUAAAAAAGAAUGGCAAGAGAUUUCCUCCCCCAUAGAUCUCUUAUAAUCCUCGUCACCAAAUCAGCUCUAAAGAGUUGGAUCACCACCACUGUACACAUCGGCUCUGUUUUUCUUGGACAUGAUUCUUGUAAUCGUCGUUUUCUUGGACAUGAUUCUUGUAAUCGUCGUUAUUCUUGAUUAGUAGUUCAGUUUUCGAUUU
Molecule: messenger RNA, 2331 nt
Organism: Zea mays
Lineage: Eukaryota; Viridiplantae; Streptophyta; Magnoliopsida; Poales; Poaceae
Exons: 18
Coding region: 470-1894 (474 amino acids)
Molecular function (GO): protein binding
Source: RefSeq, marked provisional